Messenger RNA from Caenorhabditis remanei, 879 nucleotides. RefSeq lists its product as uncharacterized. Lineage: Eukaryota; Metazoa; Nematoda; Chromadorea; Rhabditida; Rhabditidae. Bases 1 to 879 code for a protein of 292 amino acids. The transcript is spliced from 5 exons. Gene Ontology annotation, molecular function: protein binding. The record is from RefSeq and is a predicted model, not a curated record.
AUGGGGUUAUCAAAAGGUGAUCGGUGUGAUGGACCAGUAAAAACCUUCAACGGAUAUAAUUGUCACAUCGGGUGUCGCAAAAAAAAUGAAUCAGAGUGGGAGAUUGGUUUGUUAGUAUGGAACGAUCCACCUCCGUCACUUUACUGGAAAGCCGAGUACAAAAUCAGAACAAAUGAUGGUGUUGAGACAGUUGGUACGACAGAUGGAACAUUUAGAGACUAUCUCCCGAUCUCGUUUCGAAACGAUCCAAAGUAUUUCAUUAAUGGAAACAUGAAAAUUGAAUGUCAUGUGGAAGUGUAUGAAGUAGAUGAAAAUGGAGUCAGGACGGCGGUAAUUGAAAACGAAACAGAAAUCGGAAAUGUGACACCACGACUGUUCGACGAGUCGGUGAAAGAGUUUAGUGAUGUCGUGUUGGUGAUCGAGAAGAAGAAGUUCUAUGUGAAUAAAUUGUACCUUGCCUCGGAAUCUUCCUACUUCAAAUCUCUGUUCAUCGGAAGUUUCGAAGAAUCGAAGAAAGAUGAAAUCAGUCUGAAAGAUGUCGAAGCGAAAUACUUCCAAUUGUUUCUCGAAUCUCUUUAUGGAGACCCUGUUAUCAAUGAUGAAACAGUCGAUGGGAUACUGAAACUGGCAGACAUGUUCGAUGCAAAAAGAGUCAUUCUAAAGUGUAAGGUAUAUUUAAUCAAGAAUUCAAAGAAGAGUCUGAAAGAGAAACUAGAUUUGGCUGUGCAAUUCAAUUCGAAUGAAUUAAAGGAAUUCUGUCUGAAACAGAUCAAAACUGUGGAAGAUAUUCGUUUUGUAAUAUCCGAUAAUCUAGAAGAAAUGGACCAUUCCGUGUUGGCUUCUCUUUUUGAGAAAUUGCUUGAAUUUAAUAAUCAAUAA